GCCCCUGCUGCUUGCUCUGCGCCCGGCGCGCCCGGCUCCGGCCCCCAGAAGCAGGGAAGCCGAAGGAGUGUCCGCGCAGAGAAGCGGAACGUGCCGAUGGCCGCGGGCUGCGGAGGCUCGGGCCAAAUCGGAAUAAACGGCCGCGCAGCGCGCUCCACCUGCUUCGCGUCCCUCCACGUCCCCAGGGCUCUGCAGUUGCAGCAGGUGCCAGAAAAUGCCUCGACAUGAGAAGUGACAACCAGAGCUUCUUGGGGAAUCCCCCUCAACACUUCAUCCUCCUGGGUGUUUCGGACAGGCCAUGGCUGGAGCUGCCUCUCUUUGUGGUCCUCCUAGUGUUCUACAUUCUGGCCAUGUUAGGGAACAUUGCCAUCAUCCUGGUGUCCCGGCUGGAUCCCCAGCUGCAAAGCCCCAUGUACAUCUUCCUCAGCCACCUGUCCUUCCUGGACCUCUGUUACACGGCCACCACGGUCCCUCAGAUGCUAGUCAACAUGGGCAGCUCCAAGAAGACCAUCAGCUACGGCGGCUGCACAGUGCAGUAUGCAAUUUUCCACUGGCUGGGAUGCACUGAGUGCGUGGUCUUGGCCGCCAUGGCCCUGGACCGCUACGUGGCCAUCUGUGAGCCCCUCCGGUACGCUGCCGUCAUGCACCGCGCCCUCUGCCAGCAGCUCGUGGCGGCGGCCUGGCUCAGCGGCUUCGGCAACUCCCUUGUUCAGGUAGCCCUGACAGUGCAAUUGCCUUUCUGUGGGCGGCAGGUGCUGAAUAACUUCUUCUGUGAGGUGCCAGCCAUGAUCAAGUUGUCGUGUGCCGACACGGCUGUGAAUGACACCACGCUGGCUGUGCUGGUGGCCUUCUUUGUGCUGGUCCCACUAGCUCUCAUCAUUCUCUCCUACGGGUUUAUCACCCGUGCUGUGCUCAGGAUCCAGUCGUCCAAGGGACGGCGCAAGGCCUUUGGCACGUGUUCCUCCCACCUGGUGGUGGUCUCCCUUUUCUACCUGCCUGCCAUCUACAUGUACCUGCAGCCCCCUUCUAGCUACUCCCAAGAGCAGGGCAAGUUCAUCUCCCUCUUCUACUCCAUAAUCACCCCGACCCUCAACCCCUUCAUCUACACCCUGAGGAAUAAAGACGUGAAGGGAACCACCAGAGGUGAGGUGCUGUCUCCUAAUUCCCUCCUGCAGACACAGGAAGUGUACCCUCAGACCAGUCCCUCCCCGACCCAGUGUGGACCUAGCACAGAGCACUGGUGA
Microcebus murinus (gray mouse lemur) is the source of this 1244-nucleotide messenger RNA. Lineage: Eukaryota; Metazoa; Chordata; Mammalia; Primates; Cheirogaleidae. The record is from RefSeq and is a predicted model, not a curated record.